Diaporthe amygdali is the source of this 3750-nucleotide messenger RNA. RefSeq lists its product as uncharacterized. The record is from RefSeq and is a predicted model, not a curated record. Bases 1 to 3750 code for a protein of 1249 amino acids. NCBI's taxonomy places the organism in Eukaryota, Fungi, Ascomycota, Sordariomycetes, Diaporthales, Diaporthaceae. The transcript is spliced from 5 exons.
AUGGAUCUUCUGAAGUGGAAGCGGCAGAGCUCAGCUCCGUCGCUGCCAGGCUUGGCCCUCGACUCGCCAACAACCACAAGCUCCAGUCCCGCCGGCAGCUCACCAGCAAGCUCGAUACAUGAGAACAGAAACAGCAACUUCUUCACUACGGUAAAGCGGAGCCUCAGCCGAGCAUCCACGGCACCGUUGUUGGAGGUGGAGGAUGCCCCGACUCUGGGUUCACCAGGACGAAAGGUCCUACACAAGCAAAGAGGGUCGUUCUCCUCUUUCGACAGCAUGCAACGGCGUAGCUCCAUCACGUCCUCGGGGACCAGCCGGAUAUCCCGAACAUACUCGAUGUCAUUCAGCUCGUCCCGGUCCUCGACGGUAGGAAUCGAUUGGAAGACGGCCAUUGACUGGAAGACACAAAAGGUCGAGGCCCACUGCGCCCUCGAGGCGGACCCCCAGGUCCUCCGCAGCAAGCCAACAUAUCUGGUUGUCACGCAGGACUACAUCGUGAAGAUGAAGACGAAGAACGAGGCUCUCACGACAUUCCCUCAAAUCAGCCCAGGCAAGGAGAACACCAGCUUGGUUCCCCCGCCCGAGCCAAUGCUUGUCAUCCCGAUCCACAUGGUCGUGUCGGUCUUCCUCGCUGAGAGCUCACGACCCUCUUUCGGUAUCGAGAUAUGGUGGAAGUCCAGCUCCGCCAGGACUGCCUACAACAGCACCCAGAUAUUCUUCUGCCUCCCAAAUGAGCGUUCGGAACAUAUGGCAAAAGUUUCUCAGCAGCUCAAGGCGAAGGUACACGAAUUCCCGGAGGCAUCACUCGUCCCGUUGGAGGUGGAGGCAGAGAUCAUCAAGGUCUUUGCGGAGGAGGAACCUGGCUUCAAGACGUGCAAGCCCGAGAUUUUCCCCGUUGUUAGGAGGACGUCUGUGAAAGAUGAUGCGCACUCGAGCAAGCUGGAUAGGACACGGAAGGUCCAAGACGGUUCCUCGUGGUAUCUAGCGGUGGGCAGGAACCUGUGUUACCUUGCCGAGGCUGGACCGGGCUCACCGCUGGACUUGAGGUAUCAAUCCUUUGGCUUGGUGAACUUGGAGGCCUUCCGGGCAAAUUGGAUGGUUCACGAGGAGCGAUUCGUUCUGAGUUUUCGUGAGCCAUUCAAGCCAGCGGUGACACUGGAGCUGGCCAGCAGAUAUUAUCGUCAGAUCGUCAUCACUUUUAUGAAAGCAGACAGGUUUUUGAAGCCGUGCUGGCCAACAACUCUGCAAACCAUGGAAGUAUUCCGGGUAACGGGGCUCGCGGACCCGCAGCUGCUCAUCCCUGGAGACAAUUAUGGGGGUCUCAGGCGGACCUUGGACGCAUUCCUUGUCGCCUACCACUGCUCGCCAGUCGAGUGGGAGAUCAACUGGAAGACUGCACUUGCCCCUGAGUUCCGACUGCUCCCGCCCAAGGCUGGAAACACAUACACCAACUUGCAGCUAUUGGCAGUCAUGAGGUCCUUGAGAUACAAUGGAUACUUCAACUCGAUUUCGUUCAAUGGCGUCGAUCUCACUGGCUUGUGGGACAAGAACGACCCCCAAGGGAGGCCGUCUGUCCCAUACAUGAACCGCAGCUGCAUCGCGCUCAACGAUGACGAGCUUGGUCCCGUCAAAUUUGGCUCACUCCUGCACCAAGAGCUGCAUGGACUAGCAUUCUGCUCCGAGACCGUUCGCCAGAUAGAAUUCACCAACUGUUUCCCCGAGAAUUCUGUUCGCAGGGAGAUGUCAUCGUCCGGCAAAUGGCCCGCCUUCCUGUUCCCCAUACUAAACCUGCUGGAGCUGGGUCUAACAAAGUGCAACCGACUGCUGCUGAGCGGGAACUACCUGCGCUCAGCAGAUGUUGAAGCUCUGAUUGAGGCACUGAUGGCCCAGACCAUUGAGAUUCAGAGUCUUGACAUCUCACAAUGCGGUCUGUCUGACCUUGCACUGCGAGACAUCUUCGAGGUGUUGUUCCAUCAAGGACACUCCUUGCAGUAUUUAGAUGUGUCCGACAACCGCGGUCGCCUCCACGCUUCGGUGCUAGCCAAUUUGCUCCAGGUCAUCUACGAUCUAAGGAAGCUCAAUGUCUCAGGCAUACUGAUGGGUGACAUCCCCGGUCCUUUGUUCUCCUUCGAGACACUCUCACGCUUUGAGAGCCUCGAGGAGCUGGACCUGUCGAAGUUCAAGAUGAACGACGCAACCUUACAUGUCCUAGAGGCAUUCCUCGCGCAGAAGCCGCUUCCUUGCGAGCCCAACUCCCGCAACAAGAGCCCCAUCAACCCAGCCUGCACCAUCCGCAAAAUCGCACUUAACAACUGCAGCAUCAACGGUCGCGAGGCAGCUCGCCUCAUCCGUGCCCUGGGCAAGCACACCAACGCGCACCUUCACAUCAGCGGCAACCCGCUUGAGGAUGGGAUUGAGGACCUCUGCCGGGCUAUCUCCUCGACGCCAGGACCAGCCGGCUUGCACAUGGACAUGGUCGAGUUCCGGGAAGAGGCGAGCUUCGUCGCCUUGAUGAAGGCGCUGUCGGUGAACCGGAACAUCUCGUUUUUGAGCAUGGCAGGGACGGCGCCGAUGCCACCAGCCGACGCCCCGUGUGGCGCCGAAGUGUGCGAGGCGCUGGAGAGUUUCUUCGCGAGGAACACUAAUGUGAGAUUCCUGGACCUUUCCGGGUACAGCGGCAAGCUUGAUGAGGGGCAGCUAGGCAAGGGCUUUGCUCGCGCCUUGCGGGGCCUCUCGUUCAACACUACCCUGACGCACCUGAGAAUCCGCAACCAGAACCUCCACGACGACGUCGGCACGCUGGGCAGCGUGAUCCGGCAGAACAACACGCUCAGGAUGGUGGACUGCCAGGACAACAGCUGGAACUUGACGAGCAUUCAGUUCCUGGCCAAGAGCCUCAAACUCAACAAGAGCGUGGUAGAGUUCCCGUUCGAGCAGCGGGAAUACGACCGCGUCUGGCGGCGCGUGUCCGCGGACGUGAGGAGGCAGAGCAGCGUCAGCAAGGCGGCCAUGGCGACGCAGAACGAGCAGGAGAACGCGCUGCGCAGGGCGCUGGAGAAGCAGGUGCAGGAGCUCAAGGACACGGUGCAGCGCAACCAGCUCGCGCUGGAGCUGAAUUCGCCGUUCGUCAUCGACCACGAGGAGUCGUCCGAGACGGGCGGCGGCAAGGGCUGGCCGAGCCUGGAGCUCAAGAUCCCCAACAGCAACCAGUCCCGCCUGCCGCCGCACCUGACCAUCGCGAACCAGCAGCUGCUGCAGCCCGCCACGCCCAGCCCCUCGCGGCUGCUGGAUCUGGACCUCGACUCGGACCUCAUGAACACCCCCGUCGACCAGCAGCAGCAGGCGCGCAAGGCCAUGCGCCUGCACACGGUGCCGGUGCCGUGCGCGAUGACGCCCGCGACGGUGCGCUACGACGCCGUCGAGAUCGACGUCGACGUCGCCGCGCCGUACCACGUCGGCAGCGACGAGGGCAUCCUCGAGACCCCGCCCGGCGGGCUGAGCCCCAACGAGGGGAGCGCCGGCGGCGCGAGCCCCGAGAUGCCCGUCAGCCCGCGCACGCCGCCGCCGACGGUGAUGUCGCUGCCAGACAGGACCAAGGACGCCUCGCCUGGCGGUUCGGGCCUGGCCAUCUCGGGCAACUCGCCCCGGGCAGUGCCUGGGUUUGACGUUGGGCCCUUUUUUGGAGGGCAGAACUUUGUCGGCAGCAGGUUCAAGGUUAUUGGUGGGCUGGAGGCUCACAUGGAGGAGUAA